AUGGCGGACAAAAGUGACCUAAAAGCCCAGCUAGAGCGUAAAAAGCAGCGCCUAGCUCAGAUCAGGGAGGAGAAGAAGAGGAAGGAGGAGGAGAGGAAGGAGGAGGAGAGGAAGGAGGAAAGGAGGAAAAAAGUGAUGGACUCGGACCGUGACUUGGACCGGAAGCGCAGAGAGACAGAGGCUCUCCUACAGAGCAUCGGCAUCUCCCCAGAACCACCACUAGUUCCGAUCCCCAUGUCCCCAUCCAAAUCAGUGAGCCGACACAGCACCCCCAGUGAGACGAGAAGCCAGGACUCAGCCGAUGGGGCCGCAGCCGGCAGGACCCUGCAGUGGGACACUGACCCCUCUGUUCUGCAGCUGCAGGCUGACUCUGAGCUAGGGCGCAGGAUGCAUAGCCUGGGGGCGUCUAAGAUCACAGAGGUAGACUUCCUACCCAGAGAGGUGGUGUCGUACUGCAAAGAGACUCAGACGGCCAUCACCCAUCUGUCUGAGGAGGAGGAAGAGGAGGAUGAAGAGAUCACAGAGCUGAAGCCUGGUCCAGAAUCUGACCAGCAUGAAGAGGAGGACAGCAAGGAGACGAAAGAGUGCUACCCCUGCAGGGAGCUGACAGAGGAAGAGAAGCAGCAGAUCCUCAAAUCAGAGGAGUUCCUCAGUUUCUUUGACUGUAGCAUCAGGGUGAUGGAGAGAGCCCUGGCCCAGGACUCAGACAUCUUCUUCGACUACAGCGGACAAGACCUGGAUGACAAGGAGGGGUAAGAAUGUGCGUGUGAAUUACAAGGCGGGUCCAGUCUGUCCCUCAGUAGGUUGUUCUAUGACAAUCACUGGUCCAAACAUCGAGUCAUCACCUGUCUGGACUGGUCCCCUCAGUACCCAGAGCUGUUGGUGGCGUCCUACAACAACAACAACGAGGAUGCUCCUCACGAGCCUGACGGUGUAGCUCUGGUCUGGAACAUGAAGUUUAACAAAACACCUGAGUAUGUCUUCCACUGCCAGUCUUCAGUGGUGUCGGUGGGCUUUUUCCGGUUCCAUCCUAACCUGGUGGUGGGGGGAACCUACUCUGGCCAGAUAGUUCUGUGGAAAAACCAUAGCCACCGCAGGACCCCUGCACAGAGAACCCUCCUCUCAGCUGCAGCUCACACGCACCCGGUAUACUGUGUAAACGUGGUGGGAACCCAGAAUGCCAACAACCUGAUCACCGUGUCCACAGACGGCAGGAUGUGCUCCUGGAGUCUUGACAUGCUCUCUCAGCCACAGGAGAGCAUGGAGCUGGUGUACAACAAGUCUAAAGCUGUGGCUGUGACAGGCAUGGCGUUCCCCACUGGAGACGUCAAUAAUUAUGUGGUGGGGAGUGAGGAGGGAACCGUGUACACCGCAUCUAGACAUGGCAGCAAGGGGAUCUGUGAAAUGUUCGAGGGACACCAUGGGCCUGUGACGGGCCUCAGCUGUCACAACGCCGUUGGCCCUGUAGACUUCUCCCACCUCUUCGUCACCUCGUCGUUCGACUGGACUGUCAAACUGUGGAGCACUGAGCACAAUAAACCCCUCUACUCCUUUGAGGACAACGCUGACUACAUCUAUGAUGUCAUGUGGUCCCCUGUGCACCCGGCUCUGUUUGCCGCUGUGGACGGGAUUGGCCGGCUAGAUCUGUGUAACCUCAAUAAUGACACAGAGGUGACUACUGCCAGUGUGACUAUCGAGGGAGCCUGCGCCCUGAACAGGGUACCGGGGGGCAAGGAGGUAGCCGUGGGUGACUCGGAGGGCCGUCUGUGGAUCUACGACGCAGGAGAGCUGGCAGUGCCCCACAGUGAGGACUGGGCACACUUCACCCACACCCUGAUGGAGCUCAAAGCCAACCGAGCCGAUGGGGAGGAGGAAGGGCCUGUGGAACUGACGCCAUAG
Messenger RNA from Salvelinus namaycush (lake trout), 1899 nucleotides. RefSeq names its product cytoplasmic dynein 1 intermediate chain 1 (gene dync1i1a). Gene Ontology annotation, biological process: transport along microtubule. NCBI's taxonomy places the organism in Eukaryota, Metazoa, Chordata, Actinopteri, Salmoniformes, Salmonidae. Gene Ontology annotation, cellular component: cytoplasmic dynein complex. The record is from RefSeq and is a predicted model, not a curated record. Gene Ontology annotation, molecular function: dynein light chain binding; dynein heavy chain binding.